Tilletiaria anomala UBC 951 is the source of this 1925-nucleotide messenger RNA. RefSeq names its product HlyIII-domain-containing protein. Bases 375 to 1811 code for a protein of 478 amino acids. The transcript is spliced from 6 exons. Gene Ontology annotation, cellular component: membrane. Gene Ontology annotation, molecular function: signaling receptor activity. The record is from RefSeq and is a predicted model, not a curated record. Lineage: Eukaryota; Fungi; Basidiomycota; Exobasidiomycetes; Georgefischeriales; Tilletiariaceae.
ACUGCGCCCGUCGCUUGCAAAGAAAUACAUUCAGCGACGGUGGGGUCGUCCACUUUUGAAGAAUUGUGAACGAGAGUCCCCUUAGAACAUAUCACCGCCUUGUCGACGUCGACGGCGUAGACGAGAUUUUGGGUGAUCAUUCAGAUCUUUGGACCUCCGCGCAGCACCACCCUGCCACCCGCUCCAGCAAGAGAGAUCGAAUUAUGCUAUGAGUAUGCACCUGAUCGUCCAAGUUCGCAUCAGUCACGGCGCAAACCCUCUUCAACGUGACGAACGGUAACCAGCAGCACGAGCCAAGGCAACCCACAGACCGCAGACCUUCCUAACCGCAUCGCAUCGCGUCGCGUCAGCGGCGUGCCGCGUUUAUUACGAUCAUGGGCCCUUCGGCAUCCAACGAGUACCUCUGCACGCAUGACGAGUUGCCAGCAUGGUGCCACGACAAUGACUUCGUCAUUACCGGCUACCGAAGGCCGGGCGGCACGUAUGCUGAUGCGAAAGACAAGGGCAAGGUGACACACGGCCAGCUCAACGGCCAUGCGAGCGCCGUCGCAUCCGAUGGCAAGUCGCUCCGCAAGCCUCGCUUGAGGGCAAAAGCAUCAGAGCCAUUUGCUCGAAGCGAUGAGAGAAAAACUGUCACUGGUGUAGAGACAGUAUCGGAAGAGACCAUCCUUUUCGAGCAUGAUACGCUUCAAAAAUGCUGGAACUCGAUUUGGUUGUACUGGCACAACGAGACUGUGAACAUUCACACUCACUUAUGGGGCGCACUGGCAGCCGUGCUGCUCGCCUUCCUGCAUACGCUGCAUUACCUCGACCUCCUACCCUCGUUCCUGAACCCACUUGCCCACCACCCCAUCUUCUCGCCGCGCUCCUUCCCCGCACGGGUCCUGACGGUAACUGAGCCGACCAGCUUCGCUGGGCGCCUGCGUUCCGCAGUGUCCUUAUCUUCCACGCUUGGAGCGGGCCAGGCGCAUGUCGCAUCAAAGGGCGCCUCGAUCCUGACUAGCACUACUUCAACGCUCGUGCAUCGCGGCGGCGGUGGCAUGGCCGGCAGCCUGCUGCGCCGACCGGCGCCGCUGAACCAGGUCCUCCAGUUCGACAUGCCGCUCACUGCGACACAUAUCGCAACAGCAUGGUCCCGUCCACCGCAUGCGCUCGACAUCAUCAGCUUCACCGCCUUCUUCGUCGGCGCCGCCGCGUGCCUUAGCUUCAGCGCGACAUUCCACACGCUCCAGGCGCACUCGAGCGACGUCGCGAAGCGGUGCCACCAGCUCGACUACGUCGGGAUUGUCGCCAUGAUCUGCGGCAGCUUUGUGCCCGCGCUAUUUUAUGGCUUCCACUGCCACCCUUAUCUUCAGAGGAUGUACACCCUCGCCAAUCUGAGCUUGGGUGCCCUGGCAACCUUCCUAGUCAUAAACCCGUCCUAUGCAACACCCGCUUACCGACCGGUCCGCACUACAAUAUUCCUUAGCCAUGGGCUGAGCGCUGUCUUUCCGACUGCGCACGUCCUCAUGCUGUACGGUCACGAAAAUGUCGCCAAAAUGAUGGGCGUCAACUUCCUCGCCGCUAGUGGAGCGCUAUACGUGGUCGGCGCCUUGCUCUACGUCUUUCGCGUGCCGGAGCGUUUUGCGCCGGGAAGGUUCGAUUAUAUUGGCGCGUCUCAUCAAAUCUUCCACGUCUUCAUCCUGCUCGCAGCUUUUGCACACUACGUAUCCAUUCGUCGGGGGUACGCCUUCUGGCACACCGUCGAGGCGAUAGGGAGCGACAGGAGUGCUGCUGCAGUUUGUACUACCCUUGAGCAAUGGCGCGGUUAAAUCGUCAUCCACUAGAGACCGGUAAGAUAUAACGCACUGGAGGCACACACACAUACAGAAUGCACAAAUAGAGGUAGACGCGUACAUGGGCAUUAUGAAUUGCAAACGAUUCUU